Spinacia oleracea (spinach) is the source of this 1094-nucleotide messenger RNA. RefSeq lists its product as uncharacterized. NCBI's taxonomy places the organism in Eukaryota, Viridiplantae, Streptophyta, Magnoliopsida, Caryophyllales, Amaranthaceae. The transcript has 4 exons. The coding region runs from base 192 to 800 and encodes 202 amino acids. The record is from RefSeq and is a predicted model, not a curated record.
CAUAAGUCAUAACCGAGUGUUAUUUCUUCGUUUUCGCCCGCCUGCUACCUUUCUCAAAGAAUCUCAAAGCGUUGGGGGUUUUGCAAGAACUUCAAGUCUUCAAUCAUCCAAAUUCUAGGGUUUAUAUCCUUUCCUCUCUCCUCUUCUACAAUCGGGAGCUCGAGCUCAAGCAAUUGAUCAACAAAUUGAGAAUGGAGGAGCCAAAGAAACCGCAGGUAUUACCAACGGUGGCAAUUCCACACUUCCAAGAAGGCAUAUCAUUGGUGUUCUCAAAAUGGUGGGCCCUUCAAAUGGCUGUUCAAAACGAGUGGGGAGGCCAUGAUUCUCAUACUAAAUCUCUCAAUUUCUCCUCUGAUAUCUUUAAUUUCUUCUACAAACCUAAUCGCAAAGAACCCAUAUACAUAGAUGAUUUAGAAGAAGAGCUGAACGUAGGCUUGGAUUCUUUCAAUACAACUGCGGAUGACGGCAGCGUCGAGGAGGUGGCAGUGCAAUUGAUGGUUAUGUAUGAAGAGUGUUUGGAAGGAAACUAUCAAUCAAUUCAGAAGUUGAAGCAAAUGAAAUCACAGCCUAUUCCUCGUGUAGAACAGGAUGCAAGUGACAGUGACAGUGGUGAGGAUGAAAAUGACAAUAGCAUGGGGAAUGACGAGGCAUCAAAUAUGAUGGUAGAUACACCAGAGUCUUUUCUAAGUACAAACUCCACAGAAACACAGAAAAACAACGGCAGACACCAGCAGAUGGAAGAAGCUGAAGAUGGAUGGACUGUAGUUCCUUCAAGAAAGAGCAAGGGUCGGAAAAAUUAGUUUGGGACCUGAUGAUGCACUUCCUAAACCGUAAGCAUUAGAUAUUACUUUACUUGUACCCAUUUUUGUUUUCCUUAACACUUAAUAUAUGUCAAAGGCUCGAGUCCUGAGUGUAUUGUGACCAACAUUACCUGGAAACUAGUUUGCUCUGAUACUUCGGAGCAAACACAUGUCCAAUUUUCCAGCUUUUUCUUUCCAUCUAAAUUAAAUUUAUCGUGUGUUACCAAAUGGAUCUGCACUGUUUCCCGCUAUACUUAUUUCACCACUUAUAUCAGAGAACAUUUUGCGUCUUCA